Messenger RNA from Melanotaenia boesemani (Boeseman's rainbowfish), 2151 nucleotides. It is a transcript of the gene r3hcc1l, whose product is annotated as R3H domain and coiled-coil containing 1-like. The record is from RefSeq and is a predicted model, not a curated record. The transcript is spliced from 7 exons. NCBI's taxonomy places the organism in Eukaryota, Metazoa, Chordata, Actinopteri, Atheriniformes, Melanotaeniidae. The coding region runs from base 126 to 1151 and encodes 341 amino acids. Gene Ontology annotation, molecular function: nucleic acid binding.
CACCUUUUUCAGAAAAAAAAUCUUCAUGAAAUAAACACUAUUUCCCACAAUGCUGUGCGUCGACAGAUGCUUGCGUCAGUGGCGCGACGAAAAUCUGUUGUUAAACAAACCGGACAAGGUUAACCAUGGAGGUAGAACAGCCAAAGGAAGACUGCAGCCAGACCCAGCCAACACCUACACCUCUCUCUCAGCCAAAGAGGCCAAGUCAGGCUUUGUACGUCCCCAAACAACGACAAACAACGAGCUCUAGAGCCAAAGCUCAGACUCAGGGAGAAGAUAAACCAAGACCCAGGCCUCGGUACACAGACAAGGCACGAAAGAACGCUAAAAACAGGAAGCACAAGGCUGAAGAAGCAGAUAAGGAAGCGCCUGCUGGAGGAGGAGAUGAAGGUGAUGCACAGAACCAAGAUGUGAAGGAUGAGCGAUUAAAGGGUGCAGAAGGGGUGGUUAAUGGACAGGCCAGUGUAAACAAAUUUGAAGUCGAAGCUUCCUCACAGGUGGAUGGAGCGUCCCCUCAGGAAGAAAAUGAGGAGGAAGAGAGUUGGGACACCUUGUUCAAUGAUGAUGGAGACUGUUUGGAUCCACAUCUGCUUGAAGAGCUGGCUGUGAAGGAGGGUAGAAAGAAGAGGUCGGUCCAGGACCCCAGGUUUGAUUACUACAAUAUGGACAGAGAUGACGAAGAUGAGGACAUUGACCUCACAGAGGAUGAGAUUUCUCAUAUUGUGGAGAUCUACGACUUUCCUGCUGAUUUUAAGACGGAAGAUCUUCUCAAGUUGUUUCAAUGCUACCAGCAGAGAGACUUUGACAUCAAGUGGAUUGAUGACACACACGCCCUCGGCCUCUUUUCCAGCCCCAUAGCAGCUCGUGAAGCUCUAAGAUCCAAACAUCCUCUCAUGAAGUUAAGACCUCUCUCCAAAUCUUCCUCUGCAACGAAGGCCAAAGCUCGUAGCUGCUCAGAGUACCUCCUGCCGGCUAAAGAGAGACCUCAGACGAGUGCAGCGCUGGCUCGGAAGCUGGUCAUCGGUGCCCUUGGUGUAAAAAGCAACCUGACAAAGGAGCAGCGGGAAGCCGAGAGGAAGAAACUCCAGGAGGCAAAAGAGCAAAAACGUCUGGCAGCCAAGCAGAGGGAAGAUGCUUGGGAGGGGAAGUGAAUGCACUUUUUUUCCCCUGUAAGACUAUGUGAUGCAGAAGAGGCUCAAACUGGCCAUGUCUUACUUCUACUAGAAUUUAAUAAAUGGAUCAUCUUUUUUUUUUUUUUAGAAUUUUUUUUAUUUAUUUAGUUUUUGUCUUCUUAUUGUCACCACUGCCUCACCACGUUUUGCUCAGUAUCCUGCAGAACUGCACUGUAUCCCAUCUUCCCACCACUGUUCCUUCUCCUGUACUAAACCGGUUCAGCAGCCCUGCUCAUUCAUGAUUCUAACUUCAUAAAAAUCCUUUGUAACACUGAGCCUCAUCAUUUUCAGAUGUAUUUGCUCCAAGUAUUUUCUGUACUGAUCCAAAGCCUCGUUUGACUUUAAAUUGAUUCCUUUGAAUGUUUUUACAGAAAAGCCAUGAUGAUGCAGAGCGUAACUUUAUUCUGUAUAAAGAUGUUGUAGAGAUUUAGUUCAGUUUCAGUGUUUGAUUACAAUGUUUUCACUUUCAGAUAACUACAGGGUUUGCAGUCUAUUACUAGUUUUAAUGCUUUAUGUCAGUCGGUGUGUAGCAUUUUAACUAUUUUUUGAGCAUCUAGUAUAGUUCUUGUCUUGAAAUCAAAUUUUUCUGUUAAUACAUAAAAGCUUAUAGUGUGUUGUCAUUGAGAUUUUGAUGUAUUCUGAGUCAAAAUUAUUAACAGGAAUGCAUUUAUUUAGAGAAACAGACUGUUAUUGUUGUCUGAACUAGUUAAUAUCCCUUGACUGUAACAGUGCUGUAAUGAUCAGUGUGUGUGCUCACAAAUUGUUGGAGCUGCCUGCUCCAGCAAUUGUUUGCGUUCUUUUCAGGUGAUAUAUUCGCAAUUAAAAACAGUUUCACAUCUUUUCAAAACUCCCCGCAGAGCACUGCAGUCCGUUUUUGUUGCUCUGUCGUUUGAAUAUCGUGGAUAUUAAAAAAAACUUUUAUGAGAUUGAAUUAGUCUGUUGAGCAAAUGUUUCAGUUCUAAGCAGAAGUUGGUGAAUA